Molecule: messenger RNA, 1599 nt
Organism: Labrus mixtus (cuckoo wrasse)
Lineage: Eukaryota; Metazoa; Chordata; Actinopteri; Labriformes; Labridae
Product: UDP-glucuronosyltransferase 2C1-like
Exons: 1
Coding region: 7-1584 (525 amino acids)
Molecular function (GO): UDP-glycosyltransferase activity
Source: RefSeq, a predicted model, not a curated record
UCCAGGAUGUUCCCCAUAUUUCUGAUAGGGCUCUGCUUCCUGUUGCUCAGGCCCACUACUUGUGAUGGCAGCAGGAUUCUGGUAGUACCCGUUGAUGGCAGUCAUUGGAUCAAUAUGGAGGUCCUCCUCAAAGAGCUGCACUCCAGAGGCCACGAUAUCACUGUCCUGUACUCUGCCAAGAGCUGGUACAUCCCUAAAAACUCUACAUUUUUCACUUCAAUUACUAGACGUAUGAUGGAGGAUGAUACGGACAAGAAUGCCUACAAUCGAAUGCUUUUAGAUGUUAUGGAAUGCCGCAAGUCGAUGCCCUUCAUACGCACCUUCUGUCAAAACAACUUAAUAGGAUCCAUGUUGGAUAAGGGCCACAAAAUCCUUGCAGGAGCAACUGCUGAAAUGUUAGAUGACACUGUUUUUAUGAAGGAGCUGCAAGAUGCCAAGUUUGACCUGAUGUUAACAGACCCUGCCCUGACUAUAGGGGUUCUGUUGGGUAGUUACCUCAAGCUGCCAAUGGUUUUUAACGUUCGCUGGAUUAAUACUGGUGAGGCCCAUUUCAGCAUAGCUCCCUCGCCUCUGUCCUAUGUACCGGUGCCUGGAAGUGAACUUCAUGAUCAAAUGAAUUUUCUGGAAAGGACCAAGAAUAUGUUACAUUAUCUCCAAAGCUUUUAUCAGCUGCACUUUAUCAUGAAUCCUCAUUAUUCAGAUCUGCUCCAGCGGCACUACCCACCUGGUUCUGACUUGUUGUCUAUGCAGUAUGCAGCUGAUCUCUGGUUGAUUAGAACAGAUUUUGUUUUUGAGUUCCCUCGCCCCACAAUGCCCAAUGUGGUCUACAUAGGGGGGUUCCAGUGCAAGAAGGCUAAUCCCCUCCCUGUUGAGCUGGAGGCCUUCAUGCAGAGCUCUGGGGAGCAUGGGGUGGUAGUCAUGUCCCUUGGGACGAUCGUUUCAGUCCUGUCUCGUGAGGCCACAAACGCAAUCGCUGCUGCUUUUGCUCAGCUCCCUCAGAAGGUGGUGUGGAAGUUUGCUGGUGAAAAGCCUUCAUCCUUGGGGAACAACACGCUCUUGGUGAACUGGCUCCCUCAGAACGACCUCCUUGGUCAUCCCAAGACUCGUGCCUUUGUAGCCCAUGGUGGCACCAAUGGCAUGUAUGAGGCCAUUUACCAUGGUGUUCCUGUUGUGGGCCUGCCCCUCCUCUUUGAUCAGUUUGAUAAUGUUAUCCGGCUUAAGGUCCGCGGGGCAGCUCAACACGUUGAGGCAAGAACACUUACAGAGAAAGUCUUCCUGGAGACUCUGCAGGAUGUCCUUGAGGCCCCCUCUUAUCGUAACAACAUGCAGCGACUUUCUCAGCUGCACAGGGACCUGCCAAUGUCACCGAUGGACACCAGCAUAUUUUGGAUUGAGUACGUCAUUAGAAACAAGGGAGCUGCUCAUCUUCAGUCAGCAGGUUUUAGUCUGCCAUGGUACUCCUAUCACUGCCUAGAUAUUGCUCUUUUUAUUACCAUUCUCAUUGUAGUAUUCGUCUGGGCAUCAGUCGCAUUCUGCAGGAUUAUCUGCUGCCAAAGAUCCAGAAUAAAAAUGAAAGCAGAGUAAAACAUAUUCUAAAGA